GAAGGACUAACUUGCGGGUCGGCGACGGGACCGGGGUUCUUGCUUUGCUGCUGCGAAGAUGGAUGUGUAAUCUCCAACGUCAGGAUUCUUCGAGACCGGACCUCUUUUCUCCUGUACCGCUACCCUCCAAAGAUAUUCUGAGAUUUCUUGGAGAAAGGUUUACGUGCACUCCCUCAUCGGAGGAGCCAGGCAUCACCGGUCGGCGCUGAAGCGGGACCCUAAAUUUGCAUACACCGCUGAUCAAACCUUGCCUUUCUCCCCCAGCUCAAGAAUCUCCCGCCCGAAUUCAUCCGUUAUUGAUUUGGAAGCUGACAGAUAAGCCUCUUAAUUUUGAAGAGUCUUCCUUAAACACUUGCGAAUUCUUACACGUAGCAGUCUAAGUCACACUUCCUCCCACUUCUAAGCUUGCUUUAUCUCCCUCCUUCCAUUUUCUUGCCUUCCCAAACCUCGCUGGGCAGGUAAACCGUGAGGUAGUAGCUGCGUUGGUAUGGGAAGAGGAGGGGCACACACCCACGACAAAAUUUGGAAUAAUCCUCUCGAGGAACACGCACAAAAUAGAAACCUCAGCUGUUCUAGGCGAGGUCCUGCCUAGAGGCAGAGUUGGGGUGGGAGGAUGCUGUUGAGUGGCUCCCCCGUUCCUUCCUACCUCAAGCAACUUUGUUCUUGGAGAGUUUUCUGAUGGGUGGAUGAAAAUGAGAAUGUAAAUAUGGUUCUUCUUGGAAAGAGAUUAAUUUCACUAAUUAAAAAGGUGUGGGGAACGGAAGCUGGAUAUAAAUGUCAUUUCACUCCCUUGCUAAAUGUUUUCCAAUUGCCCCAAGGAGAAAGCCUACAUUUUCUAGGUCUUUCAAAGUUUGCUCAGGCUCUAGCAAGACAACUUUUACCAGCCUACCCCCACAACUCCAUUUCAUAAUAUUUCUGAACUACUUUAUGUUCCUUGAAAUCACCAAGCUCUCUCUCUUUUUAGGGAUUUUGCUUGUCCUUUAGGUCUCAGAUUUUUUCACUUCCUCCAAGAAGCUUUUCCUAACAGUACCUGGCAGUCAUAUAUAUGAAAACCUAUAAUCACAAUGCCAUAUAAAAAGUGGAGCGGCAGUUACAUAUGACUUGUUGUGAGGGUCAGACUUGAAAGUUAUCCGAAAAAACACAACUAAGAGGGAGCAGUGUAUUUAUUCCUAUUACAAUGACUGUACAUAUAUACGCCUAACAUUAGGAAGUUGAUGUCUCUUGCAGGGUGAGGAAACACUUUUGAACUGUGUUCAGGUUAAGUAGCACCAGCACUAGCCCUUUGCCUCCCUCUGGACUAGAGAAAGGUCAGCCUAUUGUUACUAUGUGAGGCCCCAGAAUUUCUAUGGGGGGAGGGGCAGGUAGGUGGAUUAGGGAUGGAAAUUGGUGAUGAUAGGGCUUGAAAAUGCAUCUUGCAUGUUAAAAUUUUAGUAUAUCUGAUGGACACUAAUGGGGGAGGGUCAAAACUGUCCCAAGGCCACCUUUGUCACUACCUCUGCUUCUCAUUCCUGCCCUUUGCCUGGCUUUCUAGAGAGAGCAGGAUGGGAGAUGGGGAGGCAUCUCGAGUUCCAAGGGUGAUGGGUGAUCAUGGAGGAACUACCAUUUAUUAAAGACCUACUACAUGCCAUUCAUCUGUACACAUCUCACUUAACCACCUAACUCCUCUGGAAGGCAUUAUUUAAUACAGCAGAGCAGUAAACAGCACCGUCUUUGGAAACAGGUAGAACGAAUUCUUUCUGGUUGUGCGAUCCCAGCCAAGUUUAGUCUAAGACUUUAGUUUCUUCAUCUGUAAAAUGAAGGUGUUGAUUCCUACACCAAAGGAUUGUUGGGAGUUCAGUAAGUAAUAAUACAGAAGAAAUAAAGAUGCAGGAUCAGGUUUAGUAAUUUGCUCAAGGUCAUACAACUUAGUAAGUGGCAGACCUGGGAUUCCGAUCCCAGUUUGGCUAAUCCUAUAGGCAGUGUUCUUUCCACUACCACUUUGUAACUGGGUAUAAUAAUUUUGGGCAAGUUUCCGUAAGUCCUCUGGUCCUCCGAUUCCUCGUAUAUAAAAUACAGAGUUCAUUCAUUAAACUCUUGUGUCAAGGUGUGCUCAUAUGGAGACUGCAGCUCCCGCCUCCUUCCCCUUUUCAUUCCACGUAGGUCAUUUAUCUUUAACUUCUGAAAAGGAGUCUGCAAGCACCUUACCAUGCGGGCCCAGUUGCACAAACCUACUUACUCAGAUACCCCUUUAUUUCCUCUUCUUUCCUUUUCCACCUAGGCUCCCGCCCCACCCAGCGCCAGGCCACGCCCUGGCGUGUGACGUCAGCACGCCUCGUGCGUCGCGUCGCGGCGCUCACUGGGGGCCCGGCUUUCGCCCGCUGCUGCCGCCGCCGCCGCCGGCCGCGGCUGCUCUCCCAAGAUGGCGGCUCCUCCGGGCGAGUACUUCAGCGUUGGGAGCCAGGUGUCGUGCCGGACGUGCCAGGAGCAGCGGCUGCAGGGCGAGGUGGUAGCCUUCGACUACCAGUCCAAAAUGCUGGCUUUAAAAUGUCCCUCUUCCAGUGGAAAGCCCAACCAUGCAGACAUCUUGCUCAUAAACUUACAGUAUGUUUCAGAAGUGGAAAUAAUUAAUGACCGAACAGAAACCCCUCCUCCCCUAGCUUCACUCAAUGUUAGUAAGCUUGCCAGCAAAGCACGGACAGAGAAGGAGGAGAAGCUGAGCCAGGCCUAUGCAAUCAGCGCUGGUGUUUCCCUAGAGGGCCAGCAGCUCUUCCAGACCAUACACAAGACCAUUAAAGACUGUAAAUGGCAAGAAAAAAACAUCGUAGUCAUGGAAGAAGUUGUUAUUACACCCCCAUAUCAAGUGGAAAACUGUAAAGGCAAAGAGGGGAGUGCACUGAGCCAUGUACGCAAAAUAGUUGAAAAACAUUUUAGAGACGUGGAAAGCCAAAAGAUACUGCAGCGUUCACAAGCCCAGCAACCACAGAAGGAGGCUGCCCUGUCAUCCUGAGUCCACACACACGGAGGACUCUUCCAGCAUCCAGCCAACGAGGCGGUGGUGGUGGCUUCGGCGGAGGCAGGCCGGGGGAGGGAAGGGAUCCUAUAUUUCCUGUUGGCUCUUGUUAACAAAGGGUCAGCAUUUCCAAAUCUUAGACUUGAACAAACAAAACACCCAACAAAAAAGAACAAGAGAAUAAUUUAAAAGUUGAAUCAUUACUUGACUAACAGACUUUGGUCCACCAUGUCCUUUUCACAGCCCCCUUCUGGAACAGUCACCUUGUUAAUUUUAUUUUUGAAAAUUCCUUUCCUGCUCUGCCCUUUCACCUCUGACUUUCCUAGUCUGUCCCUGCCAUUCUGUUUUUAUAAGUGGCUACACUUGCCUUCUGAGUGAUCGAAAGAAACUUUUACAUCUUCUCUUCCAAAAUAAAAGUAACAAGCUGACUGUGAUACUUAAGUUGAGACUAGAGCAGCAGACAGAGGUCUCACUUUAAAUUCGUCUUUUUUUUUUCUUUCUUUUUUUUUUUCUUUUUUUGCACAGGGCAUGGCUUGAAUUAGUUUUAUUUUUCUUAACUUUAAAUAUAUAUAUGAAAAUAUAUAUUAAAAUGUUCUCUAAAUAUUUUCUGCUUCUUGCAGGUCUCUUUUUACUAGAUCAUGGCCGCUCUUCCCACCUCAUCCCUUCGAAAAUAAAAACGUAUUACCCUCCCCACCUAUAGCCAGGCAACUAACUUGACAUGGUUCGCAGCAAGAAUCUUCUGCAGCACUUCUAGAGCCAGUGUUUGCAGGUGGGAUUCGGCUGUGAGGGUUCCUGAUGGCUUUUUAGUCUUUAACUGUGUGUAUGUACCAGUCUCACAUUGGGCCAGAACCUCAGGAUUCUCCCUCUGCCUUUUGUCUUACUUCAUGGUACUAGAAGAACUUCCUCACCACUCUCCCAUCUCCUAGAUGGGAGAGUCCGCUGCCCUGUCUCCCGUGCCCUCUGCAGGAAGAACUCUUUUGCAUGGCACGUCUCAGCUUCUCUUCGAAGGAUGAUUUUCUUCCAUAAGAAACCUGGAACCCACCUCUCCCGGUCUCUCUUGAAGUCUGUAUCCAGAGCCACUAGCCCAGGAGAAAGCUUGGGUGACCUAUAGUUUCUCUUCUCCCACCAACCUCCUGCUUUUAAUGCCCUUCCCCACCCCCCUUAAAUUUUACAAGCUUACGAUAGUUUGUAUGUGCUCAGCCGAUGGGCAGAAAACCUGGAGAGAACUUCUGGACUUUAGCCCACCAGUUUGUCUGGUUUGACUAACCUGCUGAGCCCGAAAACUGGCACGCGGUGCCCCUGUGCCUUCAGGGCAGUCCAGUGGGGCAGAGUGUGCCACCAGCUGAAUAUCAGGCACCUAGUGGGAAGUGGGUGAUGCUCAUGUGACUGGCUAGAGCUUUGGGGGUGGGGUGGGGGUUAACUACUAUCUUUUUGGCCAUGAUCUCUUUCCCCUUCCUUUUUUUUUUUUUAAUUAAAUAAAUGGAUCAAAAUUAAAUAAUUCAAGCCCUGCCUUCAAAAUGAAUUUUUUUUUUUUAGUAUUGUUUAGCAAAAACAAUAAAACCCAAAUUUUUUUAACCAUCA
Messenger RNA from Mirounga angustirostris (Northern elephant seal), 4570 nucleotides. RefSeq names its product LSM12 homolog (gene LSM12). The coding region runs from base 2399 to 2986 and encodes 195 amino acids. NCBI's taxonomy places the organism in Eukaryota, Metazoa, Chordata, Mammalia, Carnivora, Phocidae. The transcript is spliced from 5 exons. The record is from RefSeq and is a predicted model, not a curated record. Gene Ontology annotation, molecular function: RNA binding.